AUGGCGGACAGACAACGAACGCCGCCACGCGCGACCCGCUCUGCGGGCCAGCUUCCGCCUAAUCCUCCCACGCCUGAGCAGAUUCGAAAGAUGGAGAUAGCCCGCCUCAAAGCGAAAGCUGCUGCACAACAAGCUCAAGAAAGAUCCGCACCAGCGCCAGUCGCAGGAGCAAAGCGUCCCAUAUCCGCCAUCUCAGCAUCGAAUGCGCCCACGCAGCUACGCAAUGCCGCUGCUGCAUCACCCCAAAAGCGAGACCAGAAUGGCAUGAUACAGCCUCCGUCGAACGACUAUAUACAGCCGGCGAAGAAAUACGCGAGGUCGGAAUUCAUCGAUUAUGACUUCAGCAAGAUGACGGACACGAAGGGUGGCUUCUUGAGCACAGUAGACGAUCCGCAUAAUAAGGCCAUGUGGAAAGGCAUGCCCAAGGAAGAACAAAAGCCAGAGGGCAUGACCAUCACAGACUGGGAGCGUGAACGUAUACGGCGGAAGCUACGCGCAAAUCGAGCAGGACCGUUCGAGCCUGGUAUCUCUAUUUUGAACACUGUAAAUGGCAAAGAAGAAGAGGACGAAGAGGCCGCGCUCCUCGAAGCCGCGGAGAACGCCGAAGUCGAAAACGGAACAUUCAAGGGCAAGUACGGCGACGGAAAGCGCGAUGUCAAAGGCAAAUGUCGAGAAUGCAACAGUCUCGAAAUCGACUGGAAGUGGCAAGACAUAUUCGGCAUCAGCGUAUGCAAUGCCUGCAAGGACAAGAUACCGGACAAAUACUCGCUCUUGACCAAGACCGAAGCUCGGGACGACUAUCUCCUCACGGACCCCGAACUCAAAGACGAAGAUCUUCUACCCCAUCUCGAACGCCCGAACCCGCAUAAACAGUCAUUCCACGCCAUGCAACUGUUCCUACGCUUGCAAGUCGAAGCCUACGCUCUCGGCCCGAAGAAAUGGGGCUCGGCCGAAGCGCUGGACGAGGAAUACGAGAAGCGCAGGGAAACGAGUAAGGCGCGCAAGGAGAAGAAAUUCAAGAAUAAGCUCAAUGAUUUGAAGAAACGGACGAGAGUUGAGGCGUAUAAACGAGCACGGUUGGGUGGUGGUGCGGACGCGGCGUUUGGACAGAAGAUCAAGGGCCGGUAUGAUAAGCAUGAGCAUGAGUGGGGUAGGAGCGUGCUGGAUCCUGAGACGGGCAUGACGAGGAAGAGGUGUGAUGAGUGCGGGAUGGAGGUUGAGGAGCUGGAACUCUGA
Messenger RNA from Parastagonospora nodorum SN15, 1236 nucleotides. RefSeq lists its product as hypothetical. The record is from RefSeq and is a predicted model, not a curated record. Gene Ontology annotation, molecular function: damaged DNA binding. Gene Ontology annotation, biological process: nucleotide-excision repair involved in interstrand cross-link repair; nucleotide-excision repair, DNA damage recognition; base-excision repair. The transcript has a single exon. Bases 1 to 1236 code for a protein of 411 amino acids. Gene Ontology annotation, cellular component: nucleotide-excision repair factor 1 complex. Lineage: Eukaryota; Fungi; Ascomycota; Dothideomycetes; Pleosporales; Phaeosphaeriaceae.